Oncorhynchus gorbuscha (pink salmon) is the source of this 3530-nucleotide messenger RNA. RefSeq names its product UDP-N-acetylglucosamine transporter-like. Lineage: Eukaryota; Metazoa; Chordata; Actinopteri; Salmoniformes; Salmonidae. The transcript has 8 exons. Gene Ontology annotation, biological process: pyrimidine nucleotide-sugar transmembrane transport. The coding region runs from base 695 to 1705 and encodes 336 amino acids. Gene Ontology annotation, cellular component: Golgi membrane. The record is from RefSeq and is a predicted model, not a curated record. Gene Ontology annotation, molecular function: UDP-galactose transmembrane transporter activity.
UGCGUACAGCACAUCGCCAGCAUAACCGUGUGCGCGCUGAAAUUUACGUCCACCAUAUGACUUUUAACAUUGCCCAACAACGGGCGAAAUAGCGCGAAAAGGGUGUGUCCCCUGCUAGAGUUUGCGGCAGGCGGACAAGCAAUAUUCACCAUUGUAGAACGGAUGAAGCCUGACCUGGAAUGUGACGCUAACUGAAGCCGGGUAGCUUCAUAAAAGCCUGAGUACAUCUAGCUCGUUUUCGCAGUAUACCACUCUGGUGUCGCUUUUUAAAAUAUAUUUUUUUAAGGAUAAAGUAUUUUCAACCGACUUUACGUUUCCCCUGAAAAACGGAUGAGGGAACUCCGAUCAGGCACAUAGUUUCUAAACCUCGGUUAGGGAAAAGUAAACUGAAACAUGUUGAUGGUUUGUGGAGGAAGGUUUCAGCCAGAUGUGCAAAGAGAAACACUGAGAAAGAAACCCCACAUUCCUGGAAUGAACGUCUUGACAUCAGCAUCUCUGCCAUUUAGACUAUUUAUUUCUGCCAGAAGUCUGUUAGACCAGUCGGAAGAGUGAGACAGUGAGAGAGAGUUAUUUGAAUAAAUUGUCGUCAUCAUAAGUAUUUCCCCCUGCUCACCUCUCCUACUACAGCCUAACCCAGGGUUUGUCCCCUCUGGCCUCGCCCCCUGGCUCUGAGGAGUCGUCCUGCCACGUCUCCAUGUCGUUGCCCUCAGCCUCCCAGUCCCAGUCGCGGCUGAAGUACGUGUCCCUGGGAGUGCUGGUGCUGCAGACCACCUCGUUGGUGCUCACCAUGAGGUACUCGCGCACGCUGCUGGGCGAGGGGCCGCGCUACCUAGCCUCCUCAGCCGUGGUUUCGGCCGAGCUGCUCAAGAUCCUCACCUGCCUGCUGCUCGUCUUCUACGACCACAGCUUCAGUGUUCGGGCAUUGAAUCGUGUGCUGAAUGAAGAGAUUCUCAACAAGCCCAUGGAGACGUUGAAGCUGGCCAUCCCAUCAGGCAUCUACACACUCCAGAACAACCUGCUUUAUGUCGCCCUGUCCAACCUGGAUGCUGCUACCUACCAGGUGACGUACCAGCUGAAAAUCCUGACCACGGCCCUGUUCUCAGUGUCCAUGCUCGGGAAGAGACUGGGGCUCUACCAGUGGCUAUCUCUGCUCAUCCUCAUGACUGGUAUCGCUCUCGUACAGUGGCCUACAGAGUCUCUGGGUGGGCCAUCUUCGAAGCCUCUGUCUGCAGGCUCCCAGUUAGUCGGUGUGAUAGCCGUACUAAUAGCCUGCUUCUCCAGUGGCUUCGCUGGAGUCUACUUUGAGAAGAUCCUCAAAGAAACCAAACAGAGUGUAUGGGUCCGCAACAUCCAGUUAGGUUUGUUUGGUCUGGUGUUUGGUCUUAUUGGAGUGUUUGUGUACGAUGGAGAGAGAGUGAGGGAGUCCGGAGUGUUCCAAGGCUACAACUCACUCACCUGGACCGUUGUAGCCCUGCAGGCUCUGGGCGGGUUGGUCAUAGCAGCAGUCAUUAAGUAUGCAGACAACAUCCUGAAGGGCUUCGCCACGUCACUCUCCAUCAUCCUGUCGACACUCAUAUCCUACUUCUGCUUGAAGGACUUUGACCCUACCAGUGUGUUUUUCCUGGGAGCAAUGCUGGUCAUUGCUGCCACCUUCCUCUAUGGCUAUGAGGGCAAGAGGCCUGCCAUCAACCACAGCAAAGUAUAGAGGGUCUCCCCUCCACCACCCCACAGCCCAGGAACCCCAAAGAAGAGACACACGGAGCAAGAUGGAGGGAGGAAUAUGUUGCCAGGAAGUGGUGCUGAGCAAUUAACCAAAAUGUCGGUUAUUUUUCAGUUUUAAAACAACUAACUGACCGACCUUAGUUCAAUUAUUUGAAUUUCAUUCCAUUUUAUUUUUAAUUUCUUUGCUCAAUACACACAAUGCGCCGCAGUUUCUAUAGAGAUAAAUAAGACCAUGCCAGAACUGUGCGAUGUAGUAAGGAGUUGUAGUUUCCAACAGGCCAAUGUUCUUCAUAGUUUAGUGCAGAAAACGUGAUAAUUAACUACAAAGACCAUAAUUCAUUGCGCGGCUAGUUUUCUGGUCUGUUUCUUUUUACGCCUGCAACGUAAGAGACAGAGGGAUGAGUGAUCAAGAGUGCAUACAUCCGAGAGUAGUUGCUUCGUGAGGUAUUGGUAUUUAGUGGUCAUAAAAGCAUGCCUUAUUUACUGUGAAGAUCUACAAAAUAGAGAUUUGUCAGAGAGCAUAGGCAGCAGCUCUAUAGAGAUGAGAUGAUGACUUGGAAUGAAAUAAUAAAGUCAUCAAAUAAAACAAAUGCAAUAUACACAACUAAAAUAUUUUAUUAAAGUCAUGUGAAUAACUGAUAGUUAAUAAGCAGUAAUGUGCAGUCACUACCAUCAUAGGUCUUUUUUAUUUUAUUUUUUAUUUUUUAAUAUUCUGCGUUCCAGCAUUCAACCCAGAUAACAUACCUGCUAAAUAUCUGUAUGCAACUAAUAACAUUUGAUUCGAUGUAAUGCAUAGUGCAUUUAAUGUCAUUUCUUUUAUUUGAAUUUUUCUUUGAAAAUCUGAAACCAAAACGACCUCGAAAAGCAAUAAUCACUCAGAGCUACUGAGAAGGUCCGCGUAGUCAAGGAGGAACAGAACUCCUGGGAAAGGAGUCUAGGCGGAAGGAGUCGUAAGAUGUUUCAUGUACACAACAACAGGUGGGAGUCGCCUGGUUUCAAAACAAGGUUUUGAUUGUCCAAUACUGGUACUAGUAGUCAAGAUGGAGGUCAUAGCAUUUCUAAAGCUCUUUGUUGAAAUUCGAAGCGCCUUACGUUGCAUGGGGUUAGUAAUGCAACCACACUCUCCCAUAGUGACGCCAUCAAGUUCUUGACCGAACAGGCUCAUGAAUGUGACUCCACAGUUCACACUUGUAUUCACGUCACACACACACACACACACACACACACACACACACACACACACACACACACACACACACACACACACACACACACACACACACACACACACACACACACACACACACACACACACACACACACACACACACACACACACACACGUCAUGGAGCUGAAGAAACUAUGAUGCCUAUGCAGGGCAUAUGAAGGGUUAUGCUCACAUGUGACCUCUCACCUCAGGGGUGAUAGAGCCAAACUCACCAAAGCAUGGAAUCAUAGGAAAAUGGAUUUUACAGGGAACAACGAGAAUUCAUCGACGAAUCCAAGAAUUCACUGCCAACGUUACUGUUUUUUUAAUGCUCUAUUUAAAAAAAAUAUUUGAUCAUGUAUUUGGGGAGUAGUGGAAUGGGAAUUUGUAGUAUGAAUGUAUUUUAGGGGUACUGAUGGUCAGUAAGGGGGAGGACAUUUAAAUGAAUGUAAUGCCUCACAGGUUACAGCCCCUCAUUUGUUUUUGAGUGACAGCUCCACCUAGUGGGAGCGUUGGGUUGUAGCACAUUUACUGCAGAGGGGAGGGGUUGAGACCAAUGACUGUAGAGAUACUGGAUGUCCUUUUAUUGGGGACAAGGAA